Messenger RNA from Monopterus albus (swamp eel), 3309 nucleotides. RefSeq names its product c-mer proto-oncogene tyrosine kinase a (gene mertka). Bases 222 to 2936 code for a protein of 904 amino acids. Gene Ontology annotation, biological process: phagocytosis; cell migration; multicellular organism development. The transcript has 19 exons. Gene Ontology annotation, cellular component: signaling receptor complex; plasma membrane. The record is from RefSeq and is a predicted model, not a curated record. NCBI's taxonomy places the organism in Eukaryota, Metazoa, Chordata, Actinopteri, Synbranchiformes, Synbranchidae. Gene Ontology annotation, molecular function: protein binding; transmembrane receptor protein tyrosine kinase activity; ATP binding.
CUACUGUGACGUCGGGAAAAGUAAACUUUUUUUUUGUCCAGCUAAAUGUGAUCCUUGGUCAGGAGCUCUGUAUACAAGUUGUGUUACAGGCAGCCAUUCUUGGAGGUAAUGUUGGUUUUUCACGGAGUUGUUCGGUCCUGCACAAUCCGCUUAGAAUAAGAACGUGGACGAUUUCAAACUGCUGCGGGACUCAGCAGCAGUGAGAAGAGCUCAGACGAGCCAUGGCAAAAAAGUCCGUUCCAGCCUGGAUUGGAGUUUUCACAACGACCAUAGCCAUCCUUGUAAGGAGUCCGGUCAGCGCCCAGCAUUCCAGUAGCCAUGCUUCGAGAGUGUAUCUGAGCCCAGAUCAGCUCAGACAGCUACAGUUCAAGCCCACCAUAGGCUCCAUCCAGCUCUCAGAGGGCCAUACGGCUAGGUUCAACUGCUCCAUUGACAUCCCCGAUGCCAGUCUAGAGCCCACCAUCAUCUGGGUGAAGAACGGCCAUGACCUGGCUUCAAACAUGCAGGCAGUGAUCAAUGAGCUCCAAACCACCACCGACGGGGUCACAACUCUGCUCUCCACUGUCAGCAUUACCCAAGUGCAGAGAGUGGAUGCAGGGGAGUAUCGCUGCAGACUGAGUAUCAACACCACAGUAGAGUCUCAGCCAAUCACCCUCAAGGUGGAAGGACUACCAACAUUUAUCCAUCAGCCAGAGGACAGGAAUGUAACAAGAGACACACGUUUCACACUGUCAUGUGAGGCAGCAGGACCUCCAGACCCUGUUCAGAUCCGCUGGCUCCGUGAUGGAUUACAUAUUAGUGACUGGCAUAAUUCUCCCAGCAGCUACUCUGUGUCAGGUGUGGACAAGUACACUCAGUUCAGCUGUGAAGCUCACAACAAGAAGGGUGUCACCACCUCCAGAGAAGCAAAUAUCAACAUCAAAGUGCUUCCCAGUCCUGUGUAUAAUGUUACUGUAAUGGAGCGGCAGUCCAAUAAGUUUCUGUUGAGCUGGACCCCUGGACAUGAUGGCUUCUCUCCACUUACCAAAUGCCACAUCAGGGUUAAAGAGAUGAGUCGGAGGAAAGGGGAGGUGAUGACCACCAGGUUUGUCAACGUCACAGUGCCGCCUUUCCAUUGUGAAGUCCCUGGGUUGCAGGCUAUGACUUGGUACAAUGUGAGUGUUUCCUGCAGCAAUGAGGUGGGAGCCUCUCCUGUCACCAUGUGGAUUCAGAGCAACACCACAGAGGGAGUGCCAUCAGUUUAUCCCCGAAACGUCACUAUACAGCUGAAUGAGUCAUGGCUGGUGAUCAAGUGGAAACCUCCACCAGAUGAUAAGAUAAAUGGCAUCCUGAGUGGUUAUGAUGUUAUUGUCAGACAUGGCACGCAAACAAACAAGAUCCACAGUUACACCACCACAGCCACUGUAGCUGUGCAGGAAUUCAACACAACCUACAGUGUGGAGGUGGCUGCUUGCACACAGGCAGGGAGUGGCAUGGUCAGCCCACGAGUCUGGCUGUUUGUGCCAGAAGACAAAGCAGCGGUGUCCCCAUCGUCCAGCCCUGACACUGGGGUUCCGCACUCUUUCUAUGUUGUGCUGGGUGUGGUGAUUAGCUUCUGUCUUCUGCUGCUUAUCAUCGCGGGGAUUAUCUGGGUACACAACAAGAAUUCUGACUCUUCUUUUAGGAAAGUGUUUGGAUGUGAAGAAAAACAGCCUGUCAUACAGUACAAAUCCCAGAGAUCCUACAAUCGAUCACCUAUAAGAAUGACACUUGGCGGCCUUGGCAUUAGUGAAGAGCUCCAGGCCAAACUUCAGGAUGUGAUGAUCACCAGGAAUUUACUCUCGAUAGGGAAAGUUCUCGGAGAGGGGGAAUUUGGCUCAGUGGUAGAAGGACGUUUAAAACAACCAGAUGGAACAACAGAAAAGGUUGCUGUGAAAACAAUGAAAUUGGACAGCUUCUCUCAAAAGGAGAUUGAAGAGUUUCUGAAUGAGGCGGCCUGUAUGAAAGAUUUCAACCAUCCUAAUGUCAUCAAACUCCUCGGUGUGUGCUUGGAAGUAGGUUCAGGGAAUUUUCCUAAGCCCAUGGUCAUCCUGCCAUUCAUGAAAUAUGGAGAUCUACAUAGCUUCCUGCUGCGCUCACGGCUGGGAGAGAGUCCAAUGUUUUUGCCCACUCAGACAGUCCUGAAGUUUAUGGUUGACAUUGCUUUAGGGAUGGAGUAUCUCAGCGGCCGUAACUUUCUGCAUCGUGAUCUGGCAGCUCGUAACUGCAUGCUGCGUGAUGACAUGACAGUUUGUGUGGCGGACUUUGGGUUAUCUAAGAAGAUCUACAGUGGAGAUUAUUACAGGCAGGGCAGGAUUGCUAAAAUGCCUGUAAAAUGGAUUGCAGUAGAGAGUCUGGCAGACAGAGUUUUUACUGUAAAGAGUGAUGUGUGGGCAUUUGGUGUCACCAUGUGGGAGAUUGCUACACGAGGCAACACUCCAUACCCUGGUAUCCCUAACCAUGAUAUUUAUGACUACCUUGUCGGAGGGCAGAGACUGAAGCAACCUCCAGAUUGUUUGGAUGAGCUAUAUGAGAUCAUGUACAGCUGCUGGAGGGAUGAUCCGCUGGACCGACCCACUUUUACCCAGUUACGAGAAAUGCUAGAAAAGAUAACAGAAAGGCUGCCAGAGUCUUUCAGCAAGGACAGUAUCAUUUACAUUAACACCAGCUUUCCUGAAGAGGACCCCGAUGGGGAAACACUUUGUGCAGAACAUGCCGUUUUCAGUUCCUCCCCCUCUUGCAGCCAUCAGGUAGCAGAACAUUCAGUAGUUACUGCUGACAUUCAUGGGAGCCUGGAGGAUGAGGGAGAUGAGGACAACAAUCGUUAUGUGGUGGUAAUCUCCUCUGAUCCUUCCCUGAGAUCUCCUGCAGUGGACACUCCUCUUCUGUCAAGUGAUGCUUUAAGUCAAGCAAACUGAGACAUGGAUACUGACGUGACAGCGACGGAUCACAGUUCAAGAGACACUUCUUUCCUGCCAUAGUGACUGGUACCCAACAGAUUAAAACUGUAAUUAAUCUGUCAUCUUGAUCCCUCAGUACUAAACUAUUUGCCUUGUUGCACUAGAGGCACCUUGACAUUUUCCUGAUGUGGACAUUCUGUAACUUGCGCUUUCCGUGGCCAGCUUACAUGUCAAUUUUCAGAAUGUUGUGAGUCAACAUCAGACCAAUUAAUGAACAUAUUUCAAUAAGCUUAAGAGACAACGAACUGUGAAAUUGUUUACUGUACUGCAUUCCAUGUUACAAUGUUAAUAUAAAAAUGUACAGAACAUUUCUAAAGUGAUCUUGUAUACU